AUGUGGCUUCUGGGCAAGGCAUGCUCACAAAACGGACUGUUUGACGACAUCUCGGACGAUGGCCUGUUUGGAACGGCCAACCCGCAGAACCCGUUUCGCACUGCUGGCGGUGACAACCUCUUUGGCGAUCCGUUGUUUGACGCUGGCGCACCAGGUGGGGACGCCAAUGAGCCUGCGGGCCUCCGUGGGCUGAGCAACGAAGAGCUGUUCUCGUCGAUCACGCCGGGUCGGACCAAGGCCCCGUCGAUGGGCGGCCACGAUCUUCUGGCCACAGUCUCGGCCACGGUCGGCGGCAAGUCGCAGCGGUCAAAGCGGCGCCGCAAGCGCAAGACGGACGCUCUGUUUGCGACGGCACCGGUGGCUGCCGCGGAGCCGGCCGCUGCUCCUGCUCCUGCUCCUGCUCCUGCUUCGACUCCUGCUCCUGAGCCCGAGCCCGAGCCCAAGCCUGAGCCCGAGCCCGAGCCCGAGCCCGAGCCGGCCGCCAAGACCGACGCCAAGGGCCUCACGCCGGCGCAGGCCCAGGUGAAGGAGCUUGUGAGGCGGCUAGUGACCCGCGGGACGCCAAGUGUUGCGUACGGCACGCUCAAGUCUGCGGCUGCUGACGAGGGCUUUGACAACGUGUUUGUCAUUCUCAAGGCGCUCAAGAAGGCGCGUGUGGUCGACUACGCCGGCGGAAUGAUCACCACCGACACGGCGCGCGUGUACUUUGUGCCGUACGGCGGACGGGUGCCCAAGACAAAUGGCUCGGGGUCCGGCGCUUCCGGCGUGCCGAGCCCGGGUGCUCAGCACACCGGGUCGUAUCUGCGGAGCCAGGCCACGAGUCAGCCCAAGGCGACGAGUGGCAGCAAUGCAGCGACGCUGUCGGCGUCGACCAAGCGCGAGCUUGCGGCGCGCGAGGCGCAACAAGAGUCUGAGCGCGACGCGCGGCUGCGGGCAGCCGAGGCCGAGCGGGAGGCGCAGGCGGCCGAGCUGCAGCGGCGGGCGCAGGCACGGCGCGAGUCCGAGGCGACCAAGGCGCGUGAGGCCGAAGCCGCGGCGGCGGCUGCCAAAGCGGCCAAGGCCAAGGCUGCGGCUGCCGCCGCCGCUGAAGAGGCUCGCGCUGCGGCGGUGGCCAAGGCCAAGGCCGAUGCCAAGGCCCGCGAGGAGGCCGAGCGCAAGGUCGAGGCCGAGGCGCUCCGGGCCAAGCUCGCUUCGCCGGAGACGUCCGAGUACUCGGAGCGGUCGCGGACGCGGACGCGGACUCUAUCAACGACAUCGCGGGGCGCCGCUGGACUCCCGACGUCUGCGCCUCAAGUCUCGUCGCCGCUGGUGUCGCCGGCACCGGCAAAGGCGUCGGAAGCGGCAGCGGCGGCCGAGGAGAAGCGGCUGCUGCAGGAGAUGGCGCGGCAGCAGCAGGCCGAAGAGCAGGAGCUGCGGGUGGCACGCGAGGCGCGCCGGCUGCGCGAGGCUCAGGAGCGUGUGGAGAUCGAAAAGGCGGCCGAGGCACGGCGCGCUGCCGAGGUGGCGGCGGCGCUGGCAGCAGCCAAGUCGAGCGGUGUGUCUGCUUCAAGCAGCUCGGGCGCAAGCACCGAGGCUGUGGCGGCGGCGUCGGCGUCCGAGGCCUCGGGUUGGGUCGAGCUCCAGACCGAGGACGGCUUUGUGUACUACUACAACGAGGCGCUCGAUCUGACGCAGCACACCAAGCCGGACGCACUCAAGACUGCAGCCGACUUUGCCCACACCGGCGAGUGGGUGUGGGUGGCUGUGGAGAAGGACGGAUACGUUCCCGGCAAGGUGGUGACGCGGUCCUCGGCCGGCGUGGUGACGCAUGUCGAGACCGAGGAUGGGCACACGGUCAAGAUUUCACCCAAGGAUCGGCAGCCGCUGUACCCGCUCAACAAGGCAGACCUCAACAAGGACUCGGACGACCUUGUGCAGAUGAACGCCAUCGACGAGGGUAUCAUUCUCCAUGCGCUCUCGCGGCGGUUUGCGCGCGACGUCAUCUACACCAACAUCGGGAGCAUUCUCAUUGCGGUCAACCCAUACAAGUGGGUCAAGCCGUCGCCGUACGGAGACGACGUCAUGGCCAAGUACGCGGCCAAGGGCACCGGCCUUGCCCCGCCGCACAUCUUUGACAUUGCGGACGCGGCGUACCGCGAGAUGUCGGACGCGCUGUCGACCGGCGUGCCGCCAAACCAGUCGAUUCUCAUUUCGGGCGAGUCGGGUGCCGGCAAGACCGAGGCGACCAAGCAGGCGCUCAAGUACCUCGCGUUUGUGGCCGGCUCCGAGUCUGGGGUGGAGGCCAAGUUGCUGGUGGCCAACCCUGUGCUAGAGGCGUUUGGCAAUGCUGCGACGCUACGGAACCAUAACUCGUCGCGGUUUGGCAAGUGGAUGGAGGUGUUCUUCUCACCGUCGCGCGCCAUUUCGGGCGCGCGGUUCAACAACUACCUGCUCGAAAAGUCGCGGGUGGUUCACCAGGACGCCGGCGAGCGCAACUACCACAUCUUCUACCAGCUUGCCCGCGAUCCGGUCUGGGGACCGCGGUUUGGCCUGGAGAGCCCGAGUCAGUACGUGUACACGCAGACGCACACCGACAUCGAGUUUGGCUCGUGGUCGGACGCGAGCCAGUUUGCCGAGCUCCUCGAGGCGAUGGAGACGCUCGGCUUUGCCACGGCGACGGUGGAGGGCAUUCUGCAGACGGUGGCGGCGUGCCUCCACCUCGGCAACCUCACGUUUGCCGAGGGCGAGAGCGAGGACUCGUCACGGGUCACCUCCAAGCCGGUCCUCAAGCAGUGCGCGUCGUUGCUCGGGCUGUCGGGCGGGGCGCUCGAGGCAGCGCUGGUGAACAAGACCAUGAUCCUUCCCAACCAGUCGCAGGUGGUCAUUCCGCUCUCGCCGUCUGCAGCGGCCGACAACCGCGACGCGCUGGUCAAGUCGCUCUACGCCUCGCUCUUUGACUUUCUGGUGGUGCAGAUCAACGCGGCGAUCGAGGUGCCCGGGGCCGCGGCGGCGUCGUGCGCCACCAUCGGAGUUCUCGACAUCUUUGGCUUUGAGAUUUUCGAGACCAACUCGUUUGAGCAGCUCUGCAUCAACUUUGCAAACGAGAAGCUCCAGCAGCACUUUAACGCGCACACGUUCAAGCUCGAGCAAGAGCUGUACGAGUCCGAAGGCAUCGCCUUUGACGAGGUCAAGUACAUCGACAACCAGCCGGUGCUCGACCUGCUCGAGGCGCGGCGCGGCGGGGUGUUUGCCAUUUUGGACGAGGAGCUGCUGCUCACGUCUGCGACGGACAAGCGGCUUGUGGAGAAGCUCCACGCGGCACACUCGGACUCGCCGCACUACGUCGUCUCGUACCUUGCGCCGUACGCGUUUGGCAUCAAGCACUACGCCGGCGAGGUCACGUACGACGUCACCGGCUUCCUUGAGAAGAACAAGGACACGCUCGAGCAGGACCUUCUGACGCUCGUCUCGGGCUCGGACAACACCUUCCUCCGCGGCCUCUUUGACGUCGAGGCCUCCAAGCACCGCAAAAAGUCUGUCGGCUACCAGUUCCGGUCGCAGCUUGGUGAGCUGAUGGAGGAGCUCAACGCGACGACGCCGCACUAUGUGCGGUGCAUCAAGCCCAACUCGGUCAAGCGCCCGGGCAAGUGGGAGGGCCACGACGUGCUGCUUCAGCUCCGCUACGCCGGUGUGUUUGAGGCUGUUGCCAUCCGGCAGUCGGGCUACCCGUUCCGCUGGACGCACGCGCAGUUUAUUCAGCGCUACGGGGUGUUCAACAUGUGGCAAAAGGGCGCGUCGGCCAAGGCGACGUGCAAGGCGAUCAUGGCAGCGGUGGGCGUCGACCCCAAGCACAUCCAGCUCGGGCGGACACGCGUGCUGUACCGCGCGCAGGCGCACCGGGUCCUGGAGAUCGCGCGCUCGGUCAUCCUGCAAAAGAUGGCAAUGCGGAUCCAGCGGUGCUACCGCGGGCAUCGGGCGCGCAAGAUUGCGCGCGAGAUGAGCAAGCUCCGCGACGUACUUGCCCGCGCCAUUGCAGAGCGGUCGUUUGAGGCGCUCUCACAGGCGCUGGCCCAGGCCGACGCCUCGCCGUUCCAGCUGUACAUUGCGACCGAGGCCCGUGGGGUGUUGGCCGAGUUGGCGGCCGAGGAGGAGGUCAAGGCGAGCAUGGCGAGCUUUGUGGGCAAAGACCCGGACGUGCACUACGAGGCCAUUGUGGGUGUGCUCAACAAGGCUACCGAGCUCGGCCUGGCUGUUCCGGUCAUGGCCACGCUCCGCGAGUCGAUUGCGUCGAUUGCCGAGCGCAAGGAGGCGGCGAUCAACCUCCGCGACGGCACGACCGAGUACGACCGGGUCAAGCUCGAGGCCGGCAUCGAGGCGGCACUCCGGCUCCAACUACCGCUCAAGGCCGAGAUUGCGCAGGCGCGUGCGGUGCUCCGCGACGUCGGAACGGAAGAGGUGCUGGUGAGCCAGCUGGGGCCGGCGCUGCUUUCGGCGACGGAGGACCUGCUUCCUCUGGAGGACGCGCUCUCGCGCGCGGUCGACUUUGGGCUCAAGACGCCGCAAGGCAUGCAGCUCCGGGCGCAGCUCGAGGCGGCGCUCCUCAUCCGGCGCGCGAUCCGCGACCAGGCAUGGGAGUCGCUCAACGAGGCGCUCAACCGGGCCGAGAGCUCAGGCCUGACCAACGCCGACGUGUCGGGAGCACGUGCGGGACUCGCCAAGCGGGCGCGGAUGGGCGCGGUGGCGGCACGGCUCAAGCACGCAUGCCGCGCCAAGUGCGUUGAACGGAUGGAGGCUGCGCUCGACGAGGCCAACGCGCUCGACAUGCGCAACUCGGUGUGGUCGUCGUGGUCGCGUGAAGUUGAGGCCGCAUCUGCGCGCCUCGAGGCGCACAAGCGCAUGCUCAAGGCUCUGCGAAUCACGCUCACGCCCGGACACGAGGACGACAUUGCCGAACUUGGCCGAGUUGUGCGCGAGGCGGAGGAGUACGAGUUUGUGGAGGCCAAGGAAAAGGCACUACUCGCCGAGGCGCGGGUGGUGCUUUCCAUCCGGUCUGCCCUGGCAACGGACGACUUUGAGUCACUCGCAGAGGCUGUGGCGGACGGGCUUGACGCGCACAACACGUCGCAUGAGGUGCAGCUUGCGGCGGAGGGUCUCGCGCUUCGCGAGAGGAUGGCGGAUGUUGCGCGCAGCCUGGAGGCUGCGGCCGACAAGGCGUGUGCCGACUCGAUGGCGAGCGCGGUUGAAGAGGCGGUCCGGCUGGAUAUGAAGAGCUCGCGAUGGUCGACGUGGGGCGGGCUGUUGGCGAGUGUGGAAGACAAGCUCGCGGAGCACGAGUCGCUGGUGCGUGCGCUGACGGCGGCGAUGGCGCCAGGCACGUCGGCGUCGAUUGCACCGCUGUCCGAGGCCAUUGGCUCGUCACUGGCGUACGGGUUCAAGGUGGAGAAGGAUGUGCGGCUGCUCCGGUCUGCGCAGGUCAUCCUCACCAUCCGGCAGGCGCUUGCGGGGACCGACUUCGCGACGCUGGCGAGCGCGGUGGAGAAGGCGCGGGCGCUGUUCUUCUCGCAUUCGGAGGUGGAGGCUGUGGCGGAGGGCCUUGCGCUGCGGGAGCGGAUGAGCGGCGUUGCGGCGCGGCUGGAAGAGGGCAUGCGGAGCCACUCUGCCGAGCUGAUGGCGUCGUCCGAGGCUGCUGCAGUGGCGCUGGACAUGGAUACUUCGUAUUGGUCGACGUGGGGCGAGGUGCUCAAGGCCGGGCGUGCGCAGCUUGCGAAGCACAACUCGCUGGUGGAGGCGCUCAAGGGCGCGCUCGCGCCAGGGACGGAGAAGCUGACGGGCCCGCUUGCCGAGGCGCUCGACGCAGCCGACGAGUACGGCUUUGUGACCGAGGCCGAUGUGGCGCUGGCGACCAAGGCGCGGCUGACGCUGGCCAUGCGCCGGGCGGUUGCAGCGCGGCUGUGGGAGCCACUGCGGGAGGCUGUGAGCAAGGCGGCGUCGUCGGGCUUCCAGUCGGGCGAGAUUGCGACGUACGGGUCCGGCCUUGCGGAGCGGACCAAAAUGUCAGCGGUAGCCGACGAGCUAGAGGCUGCGUCGGCGGCGCACGACGCGUCGCGGCUGGCACGCGCGCUCAAGAAGGCGCGGUCGCUGGAGAUGGACACCUCGUUCUGGUCGUCGUGGGCUGACGAGGUCGAGGCUGCGGCCAGCCUCCUCGACAAGCACCGCAAGCUUGUGACCAAGCUCAAGUCCGUGAUUGCGGUGGGGACUCGCGAGCUCAUUGACCCGCUCGCAAACGCUAUUGCUGAAGCCGAGGCCUUUGGCUUCAAGGUCGAGGGCGACCUCGCGCUGGUGCGCAAGGCGCAGGUUACGCUCGACCUCCGGCGGGCGCUCUCGGUCAAGUCGUGGGAGGGCAUCAAGGCGGCGGUGGAGGCCGCGGCACACCUUGGGUACCUCUCGUCCGAGGUGGAUGCUGCGUCGCAGGGUCUCGCGCUGCGGAAAAAGAUGGCGGAGACUGCAAAGGAGCUGAAGGAGGCGAUGGCUGCGCACGACGCGGCGCUGCUCGACGAGGUCCUUUCCAAGGCGAUGGAGCUCGACAUGGGCGGCGAGUCGUUCUGGUCGUCGUGGGCCGAGGUUGUAAUCGCUGGUGAGGCGCAGCUUCGGGAGCAUACCAAGCUCAAGAACACGCUCAAGGCGUGCAUGGGCCCGCGGACCCAGCUCCUCAUCGAGCCGCUGGCCGAGGCGCUCAACGCGGUCAUCGAGUUUGGGUUCUCAGUGGAUGCCGACCUCGGGCUGCAGCGGCGGGCGCAGCUGACGCUCGAUGCGCGCCGGGCCAUGGCGGACCGCAACUUUGUGGCGCUGACCGGCGUGGUUGACCGCGCGUCUGCGUUUGGCGUUGUCUCACCCGAGCUUCAGGACUACGCGGCGGGCCUGCAGACGCGGAGCGCGAUGGAGGGCGUGGCCAAGGCGGUGGCGCGGGCGGCCGAUGCGCACGAUGCGCGGGCGCUAGAGGCUGCGCUUGCGCAUGCAGACGAGCUCGAGAUGGAGACCUCGGUGUGGUCGACGUGGGAGGGUGAGCUGGGUGAGGCGCGCAAGCAGCUCGCCCACCACACCGGAAUCAUCUCGCGGAUCUCGUCGUCGCUGCUCCCGGGCGCCGAAGACGACAUCGAGGGCCUUUCGGGUGCGCUGGAGGCUGCGGCCGAGUUUGAAAUGAUGGUCGAGUCUGACGUGGAGCUUGUGGAUCGGGCGACUGUUGUGCUUGCGCUCCGCAAGGCACUCGCGCACUACGAUGUGUCUGCGGUGGAGCAGGCGAUGGCGCGUGCGCGGUUCGUGGGCAUCGACGAGGCCGAGUCCAACGAGCUGGCGAGUGCGAUCAAGGCCGUGGCGCUUGUGGCGCAGCUGGAGGGCAUGGCUGCGCAGAUGCGCAAGUCGCUGGCGGUGCACGACGGGCCGGCGCUGGCGAGCCAGCUCGCAGAGGCGCGGCAGGCCGGGAUGGACUCGUCGGGCUGGUCGCAGUGGGGCGAGCUUGUGGUCUCUGCCCAGGAAGUGGUGCGGCAGCACCGGCAGGUGACGAUGGCGCUCCACGCGACGCUGGCGGCGGGUACGUCGCUUCAGAUCGAGCCGCUUGCGCAGGCGCUGGAGAACGCACAAGCCUUUGGCCUGCACACAGCCGAGGACGUGGCGCUGAUGCAGGGCGCCGAGGUGACGCUUGCGCUCCGGCGCGGGCUGGCAAGCAACGACUGGACAGCGAUCCGCGGAGCGCUCGACCAGGCGACGGUUGUCGGCUUUGAGUCGGAGGAGACGACCGAAGCUGCAAGUGGGAUGGAGGAGCGAAGCCAGCUUAGUAAGGUGGCGGACGCGCUCAACGACGCGAUCAACCGCCGCGACGGAGCCAAGCUUCGGCGGCUGGUGGGUGAGGCCGAGGCGCUGGACAUGGCGCGGUCGCGGUGGUCGACCUGGUCGGAGCUGUACACGUCUGCGCUCACGACGCUCACGACGUACGAGAGUCUGCGGUCGACGCUCGAGGCCGCGCUGGUGCCUUCGCAGGUCCCGCUGGGCAAGCUCGACGCGACGCUCGAGGCAGCGGCGGCUUUCCACUUUUACUCAGUCGACGACCUCGCGCUGGUCAAGGCUGCGCAGGUGCUGGCGGACUUGCGUCGGGCGAUGCUCGAGGAGAACUUUGAGGCGCUGGCGCGGGUGCUGGGCGCAGCAUCAGAGGCCUCGCUUGACACGGAUGAGAUCGAUGAGGCUGGUCUCACGCUCGACCUGUACCGCAAGCAGAGCGCAAGCGCCGACGACCUGGCUGCAGCGGUGGAGGACGUGUUCCUCCUCGAGCCGACGGCGGUCGAUGAGCUGCAGCAGGCAGUUGACGCCGGUGCAGCGCUCAACAUGGCGACCUCGCGUGUGGCGUCGUUUGCAGCCAAGUUUGGCGAGGCGCGGGCGCUGCUCGACAAGCUGCGCAACAUCGAGACGCUCGUCGAGCAGGGCGUGGCCAUGUGCGACGAGUCGCUCCUGCGGCGCGGAGUGGCCGAGGCCGACGCGCUCGGAUGGGUCGCCGAGUCGGUCGAGGUCGCGCGGCUGCUCGUUGACGACGUGGUUGCGGUGGCCGAAGAGACCGAAGACGCGCUGCGCGACGGCUCGCGCGGCGCGCUCCUCCGGGCCAAGGACAAGGCCGACGUCAUCGGGUUCGCGAGGUGCGCCGAUGCGCUCGAGGCAGCGCUGUCGUGAGCAAAAGCAACAGAGUUUAGACAGAAAACAG
Molecule: messenger RNA, 8725 nt
Organism: Thecamonas trahens ATCC 50062
Lineage: Eukaryota; Apusomonadida; Apusomonadidae
Product: myosin
Exons: 3
Coding region: 1-8694 (2897 amino acids)
Biological process (GO): actin filament organization; vesicle transport along actin filament
Cellular component (GO): vesicle; myosin complex; actin cytoskeleton
Molecular function (GO): ATP binding; microfilament motor activity; actin filament binding
Source: RefSeq, a predicted model, not a curated record